AUGGGCUGUAAUUGUAUUGCUGAGGCUGGUUUGCAGGUGAACUGUUUGGUGCUGAAGAGGACUGACCUGCUCUCUGCGAGUACAAACGAGGGCUUUAUAACACCUGUGGACACGGGGAAAUGUGCUUAUCUCCUAUUGUUACAGGGAAUAGUACACCAGCUCCACCCCUGGGACAUAGCUAAACCAUAUCAGACAGUUGUCACACCAGUCAAGCACACACCAACCCAUAUCAGGGCAGUUGUCACACCAGUCAAGCUCACACCAACCCAUAUCAGGGCAGUUGUCACACCAGUCAAGCUCACACCAACCCAUAUUAGGGCAGUUGUCACACCAGCCAAGCUCACACCCACCCAUAUCAGGGCAGUUGUCACACCAGUCAAGCUCACACCAACCCAUAUUAGGGCAGUUAUCACACCAGUCAAAUUCAAACCAACCCAUAUUAGGACAGUUGUGACACCAGCCAAGCCCACAACAACCCAUAUCAGGACAGUUGUCACACCAGUCAAGCCCACAACAACCCAUAUCAGGACAGUUGUCACACCAGUCAAGCUCACACCAACCCAUAUCAGGACAGUUGUCACACCAGCCAAGCUCACACCAACCCAUAUUAGGGCAGUUAUCACACCAGUCAAAUUCAAACCAACCCAUAUUAUUAAGGCAGUUGUCACACCAGUCAAUCCCACACUAAGCCAUAUCAGGGCAGUUUUCACACCAGCCAAGCCCACACCAACCCAUAUCAGGACAGUUGUGACACAAACCAAGCCCACAACAACCCAUAUCAGGACAGAUGUCACACCAGUAAAGCCCACACCAACCCAUAUUAUUAGGGCAGUUGUCACACCAGUCAAGCCCACAUUAACCCAUAUCAGGGCAGUUGUCACACCAGCCAAGCUCACACCAACCCAUAUCAGGGCAGUUGUGACACCAGUCAAGCCCUCACCAACCGAUAUCAGGGCAGUUGUCACACCAGUCAAGCUCACACCAACCCAUAUCAGGACAGUUGUCACACCAGUCAAGCUCACACCAACUCAUAUUAGGGCAGUAGUCACACCAGCCAAGCCCACAACAACCCAUAUCAGGACUGUUGUCACACCAGCCAAGCCCUCACCAACCCAUAUUAGGGCAAUUGUCACACCAGCCAAACCCUCACCAACCCAUAUUAGGGCAUUUAUCACACCAGUCAAGCCCUCACCAACCCAUAUCAGGACUGUUGUUACACCAGCCUAUCCCUCACCAACCCAUAUCAGGGCAGUUGUCACACCAGCCAUGCCCUCACCAACCCAUAUUUGGGCAGUUGUCACACCAGUCAAGCCCACACCAACCCAUAUUUGGGCAGUGUUCACACCAGCCAAGCCCUCACCAACCCAUAUUAGGGCAGUUGCCACAUGCGCCAAACCCGCAACAGACCAUUUUAGGGCAAUGCCCACAUUCUCCAAACCUCCAAACCCACGAGACAACUCUUCGCAACGGUUACAUGCGACAUAA
Molecule: messenger RNA, 1485 nt
Organism: Liolophura sinensis
Lineage: Eukaryota; Metazoa; Mollusca; Polyplacophora; Chitonida; Chitonidae
Product: mucin-2-like
Exons: 3
Coding region: 1-1485 (494 amino acids)
Source: RefSeq, a predicted model, not a curated record